AUGCCUCUCGUCGCGCAGAAUGUCAAACCUCGCGUCAUUCUCGGUUUAAUGACCUUUGGUCCCGAUCGUGACGCGGGCUCACGCAUAACUUCCCUGGACGAAUACAAAAAAUGUCUUGACUAUUUCCAGCAGCAAGGCUAUAACGAAACUGACACCGCGCGCAUUUAUGUUGACGGGAAACAGGAAGCCUUUACGGCGCGGGCAGGCUGGAAGGAACGGGGUCUCACCCUCGCAACCAAAUGGUACCCUUCCCAACCAGGCUACCACCACGCCAAUGUAGUGAAAGAGAAGCUCGAUGAGUCGCUGAAGGAGCUGCAGACGGAUUGUGUAGAUAUUUUUUACCUACAUGCGGCGGAUAGAUCCGUCCCCUUUGCGGAGACGUUAGAAGCUGUCAACGAGCUGCAUAAGGAAAGGAAAUUUGUGCAACUUGGAUUGAGCAAUUAUACUGCCUUCGAAGUUGCCGAGAUUGUCACUAUGUGCAAUGAGCGCGGUUGGGUGAGGCCAACGAUCUAUCAGGCCAUGUAUAAUACCAUCACCCGCUCGAUUGAAACAGAGCUAAUCCCCGCCUGCAGACGCUACGGUAUCGACGUGGUAAUUUACAACCCGUUAGCCGGCGGCCUGUUAUCCGGUAAAUACAAAUCCACCGAGAUACCAGCCACCGGCCGCUUUGCGGAUCGAUCCUUAGGCGCCAAUUACCGCAAACGAUACUUCAGAGACGCUAACUUCGACGCGCUGCGCAUCAUCGAGCCCGUUGUGCAGAAACAUAAUUUAACGCUUAUCGAGACCGCGCUUCGCUGGGUGCAUCACCACUCUGCGUUGAAUAUUGGAACAGACCCAUCGUCGCGCGAUGGGAUUAUCGUUGGCGUGAGCAGCUUCGAGCAGUUGCAGGCGAACUUGGCGGAUAUUGAGAAGGGCCCGUUGCCUGAAGAGGUAGUGAAGGCACUGGAUGAGGCUUGGUUGGUUGCAAAGGCGACGGCGGUAAAUUAUUGGCAUUUGGAUCUGAAAUAUACGUAUAAUACGGUGGAAGCAUUGUUCGGGCCAAAGGCUUAA
Blastomyces gilchristii SLH14081 is the source of this 1050-nucleotide messenger RNA. RefSeq names its product oxidoreductase. Lineage: Eukaryota; Fungi; Ascomycota; Eurotiomycetes; Onygenales; Ajellomycetaceae. The coding region runs from base 1 to 1050 and encodes 349 amino acids. The record is from RefSeq and is a predicted model, not a curated record. The transcript is spliced from 2 exons.